Alternaria burnsii is the source of this 2529-nucleotide messenger RNA. RefSeq lists its product as uncharacterized. Gene Ontology annotation, cellular component: cytosol. The record is from RefSeq and is a predicted model, not a curated record. Gene Ontology annotation, molecular function: oxidoreductase activity. The transcript is spliced from 7 exons. Lineage: Eukaryota; Fungi; Ascomycota; Dothideomycetes; Pleosporales; Pleosporaceae. Bases 1 to 2529 code for a protein of 842 amino acids.
AUGCUCGAGAAGCAAAUCAGUGAUACUGCCGAUGAUCGUUCAUCAUCUGUAUCAGAUUUGGCACCGAGACGCGAAUCGAUAAGAAAGAGCACACCCGUGCCGUCUCCAGAGGCCUCGCUGACCGUGGCUGAUGGUCAGGAUUCAUGGAUCUACCGGCUUGCGACUGAUACUCGACGCAGCUUCCAAGAUAAGGCUACUCCAGUCGCGACACCAACGUCAAAUAUCGAUAAUGCAAUGUCGGCGCUUAACGAGGCCAUCGAAGACCUCGGAAAAUUAAGGGUGCGCACUGGGGCAUUGAGUGUAGACUUCAAAAUCUCCACAACAGAGGCACGAUCAUGUAUCGACGGAUUUGUCACCGUCAUGUCCUCAAUGCUUGUACCGGACCUAUUCAUGGACUCAAUUUUGGAUAUCGGCUUACUUCGCGCGUUACCCGAGAUAAUUGACUCUCCUUUCGUCAAUGUGGAUCCUAGUAUGCGUGUGCUGUAUUACAACGCCAUGUUUUAUGGAUUACAGUUGACGGAGGCCCCGGGAGGAGACCGGAUCAAGAAGGCAUAUAUGAAGAUAUUAGAGAGCGUGCCUGCAUGGCUCGAAUCUCCGAAUGACACAAGCAUGGACAUUCAUACCGCAGCCCUUUCGGCAUGGACAGCGAUGACCUGCCAUGACUACCAGUUAGCAUGGAAGUUUCACUGCAAGUCCUGCCAGCAUAUCAAAUCAAACGGGAUAGAUCAGCUGGAUGUCAUACCGGCAAAAUCCUUCGAAGAAGAAAGCAGGAAAGAUACCGACCGCUACACAUACUGGUACAUCCUGUCUAUUGACACCUUCUUCCGUCUGUUCUAUGAUAAGCCGACAGUCUUGCAGUACGUACCAAACAAGGUUCGACCACCACUACUCUUUCGUUCCGACAACAUGCACCCCUCAGCUCUGAACGUCACAAUGAGCGCCGUAUGGAUAAGGUACACACUCCUGACAGUAGAAAUGAUCAGCUACGUCGAUAGUCACCAAACACCGAAUCAAGAUGAAACAGUCUCUCAGAAAAUCGACGAAACUUGCUUGCAGAUGGAGGCACUUAUGGACGAGUGGAAAUUACAUGAUAUGAUGAACGCGGCGGGUACUUCAGACGACGUUCGCUGUCUUGUCGCAGAUCACAUUACAAGACCUGGGUCGAAGGACAUCGCCCUCCGAGCCGCUCGCCGUGUCCUAAAUACCAUCCUUGACUUCUACAACACGCCCAAUCUGAACAUGAAGUUCACGAGCAUAACAGAUCAUUUCAUAACAUUGUAUCCUUUCUGUGUCGUAUUUACCCUAUACGAGCACAUACUAGCUUGCAGCAAACCUGAGGAUUGCGAAAGUGAUAUACAAAUCCUUGAGAACAUCGGAGCUGCUAUGGCUCAAAGCGGUACACAACGUCGAGAUUUGGUCCCAUUCGAAAGGACGAUCAACGCUCUGAACCGCGUUUCACGAUCUCUACAAGAAGAGAGGCGAAAAGAAUCGAUGUUGAUCGAGACUAGAGAGCAUGUUGCGCAAGAAACGGACCUGCCUCCGACCAAUUUCGAUACAAUCCAGAACCUGAUGGCUAGCGAACUUCCAGACAUUGAUAUGUCAAACUUCUCAUCGAUGCCCGACUACACUCCAAAUAUGGAUGGCGACUUCCAAUCUCUGGGAUUCUUUAGGGCGAUAGAAAACGAUUUCGUUGCGCGGAACUGGCAAACCGACUGGUGGGAUCUCGGUGGUGGCCUCAGUCAAGCAGGGAAGACGGUAAUCAUCACGGGAGCCGGUAGCGGCAUAGGUCGUGCCACAGCUCUAGCUUUUGCGAAAGCAGACGCAGCACGCCUGAUCCUAAUUGGACGCACCGAAUCGACCCUCGAAGGGACCAAAAAGCUACUCGCAGAGAGUAAAUCAGAAUGUGCAGUCUACCCUGUCUCAGCGACUGAUGAGACUGCGAUGCAUGACAUCGCUAAACAGGUCGGCGCCUGGGAUGUCCUCGUUCUUGCCGCAGCACACAUUUCCUCACCUUCCAAGAUCGUCGAGGCUUCUCUGCAAGAUUGGUGGGCGGACUAUGAGACGAACGUCAAGUCCAUCGUCAUCGCUUCACAAGCUUUCGUUCCAAGUGCAAAGCCUGGUGCUGCUUUAUAUACACUCGCUGCUGGCGCAGCUGCUCUGCCGCCAGCAUACACACCCGGAUUAUCAGGUUACCUCGUAUCAAAGACCGCGCAGACAAAGAUCGUCGAGUUUCUUGCCGCUGAAAACCCAGACCUCUUCGCAUGCGCAGUACAUCCUGGAAUGGUGGAUACAGGUAUCUUCCGAGGCUCUGGCGCGGAUCCAUCACAGCUACCUAUGGACUCUGUCGACCUAAGCGCGAAUUUUCUUGUUUGGCUAUCGCAGCCAAAGACCAAGUUCCUGAGCGGUAAGAUGGUUUGGGCGAACUGGGAUGUGGAGGAGUUGGAAGCGCGCCAGGACGAAAUCAAGGGGAGUUCGAUGAUGACGGUUGGGCUUGAGGGAUGGCCAUACAGUCCUGCUGCUGCGAAGUAG